AUGUUAGUUCCAGUUAAAGCCACGUUAAAGCACAUAAAAUCAUAUUCCUUCAUUUUUAAUAUGGAGAAUAAACAAAACAAAUCAACUCCGAAAAUUGACAACAAAAGAUAUUUAAAAUUAAUAGUUAAACAAAAGACAACAGCAUUGAAAAAUUGUGAAGAUAAGUUAAUUGAAUAUGAAAAUAUUAUCGAACGUCAACAAAAAAUGAUCGAUCACCUAUUAACCAAUAUUGUUCAAGUAAAAACAGAAAAUGAUAUUGAACAACAAUUAUUUAGGUAG
This is a messenger RNA of Didymodactylos carnosus, 279 nucleotides long. Lineage: Eukaryota; Metazoa; Rotifera; Eurotatoria; Philodinida; Philodinidae. The record is from the annotation of a GenBank genome assembly.